CUGCCCUGCUGACCAUCGUUGGAGGGAAAGGGCGCGUCAUGAGAGCGCGGUGGCGCGGGUAGGCGCGCUCGGUCCGAACAUCCGGGGUCGCGUGAUGUGCGUGUCUUGGACGCUUGUUCCGAUGUUCGCUUCCGUCGUCGUUCAUUGUCCGCUGCAUUCCUCGGGGAGCCGCGGGCGAGCUCGAGGGUCGUCGGCCGUCGUCCUCUCCCUGCGCCUGUACUCCCAACGCGACCUGCAAUCUCACCUGCACGUCCUAUCGAACCCUUCCUGCUCCACCCUACGCGCUUCCCUCACCUCUCACGGCGCGCCCGUUUCUCACAUGGACGCGCACGACGUCACUCGCCACCUCCGUCUCGCGCUCGGGGCCGCGUUACGGCUCACGAAGCGCGGAACUGUACAUGCCUUCCCGUAGCCGUACACGUCUUUGCGUACUCCAUGCCGCACCCAACGCUCCUCCUCCCGUGUAGUUCCCUCAUCAGUGCAUCUCUUCUACCCCACCUUCCGUCCCUUCUCCUCACCUUCUGUCCCUA
Schizophyllum commune H4-8 is the source of this 530-nucleotide messenger RNA. RefSeq lists its product as uncharacterized. The record is from RefSeq and is a predicted model, not a curated record. The transcript has a single exon. Bases 95 to 412 code for a protein of 105 amino acids. Lineage: Eukaryota; Fungi; Basidiomycota; Agaricomycetes; Agaricales; Schizophyllaceae.